AUGACCCAAGCAGAAGAAAGAAAGGCUUUUUCUCAAGACAAUAACAAGAGUACUCCUGAAAAGAAUUGUUCUAACAACACUGAUUGUAGUACAGGAACAUCAGCAUCUCCGAAAAGAAGAAUUUUAAUUCAUGGUAUUCCUGGCUUGUUUUCUGAUUUUCUCUUGUUCGAUCCGAGAGUAAGCAAAUCAUCUUCUCUCAAUGGAGGCACACCACAAGAAGAGAAACAUUACUUUAAACCUGCUCUUGGUGUGGUGGAGAAUUCAAAGGAAUUUAAAGUAAUUUGUAAUGUUCCUGGGUUGGAAAGGGAAAAUUUAAAGAUUAAUAUUGAUGAGGAAGUUCGGGUAUUGAUAAUAAGUGGAAAGGUUGAACAGGAGAACAGUGGGGACAAGAUUCUUGUUAGAGAAAGAAAUAGUGGAUCAUUCAAAAGGAGUAUCUAUCUCCCAAAACAAGCAAACCUUGAACAAGUUAAAGCUCAAUUGGAGAAUGGUGUUUUGAGAAUUAUCAUUAACAAGAGUGAGGAAACAAAGAAGAUUAGAACAAUUCGAUUGAGCAAUUUGUAA
Molecule: messenger RNA, 561 nt
Organism: Naegleria gruberi
Lineage: Eukaryota; Heterolobosea; Eutetramitea; Acrasida; Naegleriidae
Exons: 1
Coding region: 1-561 (186 amino acids)
Biological process (GO): protein complex oligomerization; response to heat; protein folding
Source: RefSeq, a predicted model, not a curated record